Messenger RNA from Alosa alosa (allis shad), 388 nucleotides. Its product is annotated as histone H2B-like. The transcript has a single exon. Gene Ontology annotation, cellular component: nucleosome. The record is from RefSeq and is a predicted model, not a curated record. NCBI's taxonomy places the organism in Eukaryota, Metazoa, Chordata, Actinopteri, Clupeiformes, Clupeidae. The coding region runs from base 1 to 375 and encodes 124 amino acids. Gene Ontology annotation, molecular function: structural constituent of chromatin; protein heterodimerization activity; DNA binding.
AUGCCUGAGCCAGCAAAGUCCGCCCCGAAAAAGGGCUCCAAGAAAGCCGUGACCAAGUCAUCUGGGAAAGGUGGCAAGAAGCGCAAGAGGACCAGGAAGGAGAGCUACGCCAUCUAUAUCUACAAAGUUAUGAAGCAGGUCCACCCCGACACCGGUAUCUCUUCCAAGGCGAUGGGUAUCAUGAACUCCUUCGUGAACGACAUCUUUGAACGCAUCGCUGGAGAGUCUUCCCGUCUGGCUCAUUACAACAAGCGUUCCACCAUCUCUUCCAGGGAGAUCCAGACUGCAGUGCGUCUGCUUCUGCCCGGUGAGCUGGCCAAGCACGCCGUCUCUGAAGGAACCAAGGCUGUCACCAAGUACACCAGCUCCAAGUAAAGUGUUACACUUA